CUUUCAUUGACAUUGUUUCUUUCUCUCAUACAUUUCCAGGAUUUUGAUAUUGCUGGCACAUACGAUCUAAUGAUACCAGAAGCUGAAUUGCUGAGGAUUGUUCAUGAAAUUUUCAGUGCAUUAGAUGUCGGCUCGUUUGAAAUUAAGGUAAAUCAUAGGCAGUUACUGGAUGGUAUGCUAGCGGUGUGCGGUAUUCCUAAAAAAGAUUUUAAAACGGUCUGUUCAUCGAUUGACAAAUUAGACAAAGUUCCGUGGGAGGAUAUUCGAAAUGAGUUGUGCAGUGAAAAAUGCGUUCAACCGGAAAUGGUCGACAAGUUGGCCACCUUUAUUCGUCUGCGAGGUUCAUUUAGUUUAUCGGUGACAUUCCUAUUGCGCCGAUUCAUUCACCGUUACACCAGCUUUUAA
Molecule: messenger RNA, 405 nt
Organism: Gongylonema pulchrum
Lineage: Eukaryota; Metazoa; Nematoda; Chromadorea; Rhabditida; Gongylonematidae
Source: the annotation of a GenBank genome assembly